Messenger RNA from Colossoma macropomum (tambaqui), 827 nucleotides. It is a transcript of the gene cd59b, whose product is annotated as CD59 molecule (CD59 blood group). Bases 211 to 606 code for a protein of 131 amino acids. The transcript has 4 exons. Lineage: Eukaryota; Metazoa; Chordata; Actinopteri; Characiformes; Serrasalmidae. The record is from RefSeq and is a predicted model, not a curated record.
GUCAAUGACAUCAUUCAAGUAGGACAAGGGUGAGGUUGGGCGAGCGCUGGAGCAGAGAAGAGGUGGCUUUAGGAAUGAUUGGGGAGCUUUGUGCUGGACAGGCGUGUUCUGGGGAGAUCUGACUCAUUUUCAGUUAAAAACAUCUUUACAUCAUUCACCAUUUGAACUGCUCUGUUUUCUUCAUCUACAGGUAACAAAAAUUUUGGCACAAUGAAAUACUCCAUUGGGCUCUUCUUGGUGGUCUGUUCAGUGACUAUAAGUGUUGGCAAUAAGCAUUAUGGAAUGCGCUUCUCCUCUGUAGGCUCAUCUCUGCGGUGCUAUAAGUGCUCGGACUAUUACGGUGGGAGGUGUGAGAAGGUGCAAGAAUGCUCUUAUGAGGACUCCUGUCUGACUCUGCAUGAGAAAGGAGGGAAAACCAUUCGCCAGUGCAUCCGAUACACGGACUGUGACAACUCUCGCCUGUCCCAGAUGUUUCCAGCUGUGUCCGGCUUCACCUACAGGUGUUGCAACAGUAAUCUGUGUAACAGUGCGCACAGUGUGUCUGCCCCGCUGCUCUCCCUGCUCAUCUGUCUGCUCAGCCUCUGCUGGAGCUGCUGCUCUGCGUGAGAAAGCUCCUGUUUACAAAGAUGUAGAAUAGCUCAUGUUGUACUCUGCUCAGCAAAACUCAUUUGAAUGUUUCUUAAGUGUGGUGCUGUUGGACAAUGUGAUGUCUUAAUCUCUGUUCAUGUUUUUAAAUUAAAUUAACAGCCAUUAACAACUUGUUAUGUUUCUGUAAUUUCAGCUUUAUUUGUUUUGAGCUCCUUUGAAUUAAACACUUUUUAGAACUU